AUAAUAAAACCAUUAGUUUGUUGUUUCUGAAAAACGAAGAGAAUCAUGCGAUGGCGAUCGCAUGCCGGCAAUCGGAAACGAGUUAGGUAUGACAGGAGCAUCGGUCUGGUGGGUUUUUGUUGUAUCCUGCGGAUAUGUCUCUGGCAUUGGGGCAACAAUAUAUUGGUGGAAUGUUUCUCCCUCGCUGUUGGGCGAAGGGGUCCUCCAAAAUCUUUGGACACAAAACUAUUAUUCAAGACCACAUCGGCGCCGACUCCUUAUUUUGGAGACUUCAUAACAGAGGAACUUGCUCCUUAUUUUGGAGACGACGACAUGCUGAAAAAGGAGAGCGAUGACGACGAAGACUUUCCAAUUUUCGAGGAAGAAGCCAAUCCAAAGAGAUCCGACCAAAGAAAUCGCAGAGAGGAAUAUACCGACAUCGACCACGGCCGAAAGUUUAAUCCCUUUGCUUUCCCUCCCUUCGACGCCAAGAAGUAUAAUGAUGACGGUAGCCCCGCGCAACCAGAAGAUGGGAUUCUGGAUGAUGAAAUAUUGAGCGCAGAGCAAACGCUUGCAUUAAAACUCAUCACAGAGGGCCGCAACGUCUUUGUCACAGGAGUUGCGGGGACCGGAAAAUCACUUGUUCUGAGGAAGACACUUGAAUACGUCCAAGAAGUCUACGAACCGAAUGAAUACGUCGCGAUGGCACCCACGGGGUCGACUGCCAUUGCCCUAGAAGGACAAACUGUACACUCUUUUGCAGGUAUCGGAAUUCCAAAGAUUUAUAAGGACUUCAAAAGAAUGAAAACAAACAAGAAUAUCAGGAAAAGGUGGGAGGAGCUGCAAGUGUUGAUUCUAGACGAAGUGUCAAUGAUCUCAGGAGAAUUCUUCGACAGCUUGUCCAAAGUUGUGAGCGAUAUUCGAAACGACCCAAGGCCUUUUGGAGGGAUACAGUUGAUCGUUUGUGGAGAUUUUUUGCAGCUUCCGCCAAUUUCGCCUCGCCAAUGGGAGGUAGAUCAAACUGUGAAAGCGCUCCAAGAAAGAGAAGGACUAGAAACGCCCGAAGAAGCAAGGGAUUGGCUCUUCCUCAAUAGAGGAUUCUGUUUCCAGUCAGUUGCAUGGAAAGAAGCAAACUUUGAGUUGGUAGAAUUGAAUCAUGUCUUUCGACAGCGCAAUGAAGACUUUGUUCGUGCUUUGCAAGAUAUUCGAGUGGGAAACGUUACACCCGAGACCAUUCGUUAUUUGAGGGAAAAUUGCGAACGCCCACUGCCAGAAAAUGAUUUAGGAAUUCAACCAACAAUUUUGCACUCAAAAAAUAUCGACGUUGCACGAGAAAAUUUGGUAGAUUUGAACAAACUCUCGGGAGAUACUGUAAGCUACGAAGCAUCGGACGCCGUGGAACCAGAAAAGGGGGUUGGUCCAUGGGUCAAGAAAGACCUUGAGAACAAUUCAUUCUUCAGAUCGUGCCUUGCUGAGCGCAAACUCCAACUCAAAAUUGGUGCACAGGUCAUGCUGAUACGGAACUUGAGUCAAAACUCGGGACUCGUCAAUGGCUCACGAGGUACUAUCGUCGGUUUUCGAGAGGUGAAAAGCUCAUCAUCUUCAACGGGGCUGAACUUACUACCCGGAGUCACCAAAUACCCAGUGGUUCAAUUCAAAAACGGUUUGCAGCAAGUAAUUACACCCCAAAAAUUUCAGUCUCGAAUUCUUGGAAAGGGUAAGUGUAUUCGGACUGCUAUUCCCUUGAAAUUGGCCUGGGCUAUUACUGCACACAAGGCCCAAGGCCUGACGAUGGAUUAUGUCAUCGCCGAUGUGGGACAAGUUUUUGCCGAAGCGCAACUGUAUGUCGCAUUGAGCCGAGCAUCGGAUGCUACGGGUUUAGAAAUAAGAAAUUUCUCUCGGAAUCGUGUCAGAGCGAAUGCAUUGGCCCUACGAUUUCACGGAGAUCCGGAACAAAAGUAUCCUUUUUGGUGGGACUCGGAUGGUUCCAGACCAAUGAUAUUGAUGGAAUCGCCAUCAGAAUCGCUUCCGGAGAAAUCAAAAAAAGAAAGGCCUUCUGAAACAGCAGGGUUCGGAAUGAAAGCUCAGGUUCGUGGUGUGAAAAAAAAGACGGGAUCUAAUGCGCCCCGAAAAACUCCCGAAAGAGCAGAAUUCAUACCGAGGUCUCAUAGAACAGGUGUGGAUAAGACGGUGAUAUCAGCUACUUCUAGCAAAACUCCCGAAAAACUCCCGAAAGAGCAGAAUUCAUACCGAGGUCUCAUAGAACAGGUGUGGAUAAGACGGUGAUAUCAGCUACUUCUAGCAAAACUCCUGAAAUACCAUCACUCGUACCAACACCUCAGAGUCAAGUUGUCGAUAAGAAGAUCAGAUCAAGUAAUCUUCGAAAAGAACCCAAGAAAACUUCCGAGUCGCUGGGGAUGAAAAGAAUCAGCUCUCAAACGGAAAUGCCCAUCAGAUCGAAACCUAUAGAGAGUUGCGAGGCACAGCAGGAUAUGUCCGAGCAACUCCACGAGCCUACGCUGAAGAGUCGAAAAGUCGUAGAGCUCAAGCAAAUGCUGCGCGAACGUGGUUUGAAAGUGUCGGGAAGAAAAGCGGAACUGAUAGAGCGACUAGUCAAGGCAAACGGCAUCGGUGAGACCCAUGGUCAUGCUUUGGAGAAACGAAGAGUCUUUGAGCUCCAAUGCAUGCUCCGCGCACAGGGUUUGAAAGUAUGGGGGACUAAGGCGGAGCUCAUAGAGCGGCUAGUCACUUCAAAAUGUAUCGAGGACACAAAUUCGGGCUCUAACAUGAAUGGUAAAAUGGCUUCCUACUGGGGAUCAAGUAGAAAGACAAACACGCAGCCUUCCGAACCACUUCAUGAGCAUGCAUUGGCCGGACGAAAGGUCUUCGAGCUGAAAGGUAUGCUCCGUGAACUGGGCUUGAAAGUAACCGGGAGAAAAUCAGAACUCAUAGAUCGGCUCAUCGCAGAGAACCAAUAGAAAAUAAUAACAAUGAGAGGCAUGCUCCGUGAGCGGGGCUUGAAAGYAACGGGGACAAAAGCAGAACUAAUACAUAGAAUCGGCUCAUCGCAGAGAAUCAAUAGAAAAGCAUGCU
Pseudo-nitzschia multistriata is the source of this 3072-nucleotide messenger RNA. The record is from the annotation of a GenBank genome assembly. NCBI's taxonomy places the organism in Eukaryota, Bacillariophyta, Bacillariophyceae, Bacillariales, Bacillariaceae.